CGUGCAACCUCCUCAAAUGGGAUGGAUUGUCUUUUUUGCGCUUUCAGAGCAAGGCACGCAGCUUUGUUUGCAUGGGGAUACAUUCAUGACAGAAUCCUGGGACACAGAUAUUUCUAUAACGGGCUAUUGAUCUAGUGUUGGAACUAAUAAGAAAAGCAGGCAGGAGGCUGCGAAAGAACCCUACAAGAGUCGGAGGAAACGGACAAGAACAGGUCUCAGGACUACAAUGACCAUUCAGUCUGCUAUCAACAAAGAGGUCUUCAUUCCUCAUGAUGAGCGCCUGUUAGUAGCAGUGGAGGUGCGUAGGAGGAAAAGGAAGAGAAUGUCUUUCCUGCCUACUGGAGCCAAAGGAGACUACGUCACAUUCAUCUGUGUUUCAGUGACCAACACAAUACCACAUCAGCUCCUAAUUAUAAAGGUGAAGCAGUUUGGCUCCUCUUCCUUCACCCGAAGGUCCCAGUGGACUGUAGAGCAGCUCCGACAAGUCAACGGUAUCAACCCCAACAAGGACAGCCCAGAGUUUGACUUAGUGUUUGACAAUGCUACGGACCAGUGGGUGGCCAGCUCAUCAGCAGAGAAGUGCAUCUUUGUCCAAAUCCUGUACCACGCCUGCCAGACCUACUGGGAGGGGAAAGCAGGACGUCUGGGCAAGGUGGGCCACCAGCGACGAGCUAGUCAGUGUGCUCGCCGCAAUGUCGGAUGUGGUCCCAGUGACUCCGCACCAGUCUCUGCAUCCAGAACCCUCAAGGGCCGACGGCAGAGCAACAUUCCUCCAAGAGAGACAGAGUUCAUCAACUGCCAAUCCAAACUAACAGGAGAUUCCUGCACCAUGAAUCUGGUCAUCUACCGCUGCAAAGCCUUCUUUAAUCGUAUGAGGAGUAAAAUGGUUGCAAACCAAAAUCGAUCACAAGUUCGAGUCCACAGGGCGAAUGUGCUUGGGGGGCAGCAUGGAGAGGGACUGACUCGUGCCGAGGACAAGACAGUGGAACUGAUGCACAAAGCUCAGCACUUUGCAGACAUUGUUCACAAGAUGGCCCUGAAGUAAUCAAAGUGGGGUCUGUUGGAGGACGAAUGGAAUUCUACGGCUAUUGAAGAUGAAUCCCGUAACAUGAACACUAACACGUCUGAUGCAGGCUGAGUAGAUACAGUGAACUCGUCAUGACAGUGUAUAACUUCAGAUUCAGUUGUAUAAACCUUUAAUUUAAUGUUACUUACCACUUUUUGUCAUAAUUUUGUGUUUAUCUGUGUCUUGUGCGUAUUGUUUGUAGACAAUGCAGGGUUAGGGUCAACCUGUCACUUUAUAUCUUGCCUACCGGUCUGUGUCUUUUUAGUCUCUGUCUUCUGGUCCAUGUCUUCUAAUCUGUGUCUUCUGGUCCGUGUCUUCUGGUCCGUGUUUUGAAUAGCUGAGAUGUUGAUUGAAACAGUGCGUGUAGAAUUUGUGGUAUCCAAUUUGUGAGUGAGGCCAACCAAGCUUAGCGUUUGGCCCAAAUAUAAUGUGUGUGAUGUAUUAACUCAGUGAUCCUGUAUUUUUUAACAUGUACGGCAAAAAGCAGAACUCUGCUGUUUCUUUGGAAGUAGAUGUAAAUUGUAGCGCUUACAUUUGGGCUGUUUUAGCCAUAGAUAAGGGCUCUCAUCAAUAGCUGUUGUAGUUGUAGAUCGGCUUAUUUGAUGAAAUCGCACUUUCUUGUUCUUUUGUGUCUAAAAUGCACUCAUUAUGAGUCGGUUUAGAUAAAAGCAGCAGCUGAAUGACAUGUAAUGUAUCAAACAUGGACCAAUUAAAAUCGAGAUAUUACUGGACAUUUGCGCAACUGACGUCACUACGCCAGCUACGUUGUAAACAUAUUACCCCCGAAAUUCAAAAUGUCCACCGAUAUCACAGAUCUGAGACGAGUUUUAAAACAGUAAUUUACGUGUUCACGAGGAAAGAGCAGCGGAUGGAUUUUUUGUACAAAUAGUCGACCAUUGGUGAGUCUUAUAUUGAAUUGAUAAGUGUGGUUGAAUGGAUGCCGACUACAUUGAGCAGUGCGUGUUUUUAUUGAUGCUGACUGACAAACAUAAUUGGCCGCUGUGCAAUUUAUUAGGCGAUAAAGUCCGAGAGGCUGGACUUUGUCAUCAAUGUUGUUACAAUCGGUUUCGAAAGCUAGCAUCGCCCCAAACAGACGCUGUUUGCGAUGUUUCUUUCCGGCGAUCGGGUGUUAACCUAAACAACAAAUCAGGUAAUCUGGCUUCCAUAACUUAGUGCCUUCCCUCUUAUUGACAUCACCGCAUGUCACUAAUGUCCGUAGGACGAAGAAGACCAACAUCAAACAGUAAUUUCGCUACUCACUCAAUUUCAAAUAUAUUUGUUAAUCGGUCUGAACUAUUCUCUAUUGUAACUGACUGAUCUAAUAUGUAUUAGUCUGAUGAAAUAAACUUUUGACCUUUUUGUUGUA
Molecule: messenger RNA, 2432 nt
Organism: Gasterosteus aculeatus aculeatus (three-spined stickleback)
Lineage: Eukaryota; Metazoa; Chordata; Actinopteri; Perciformes; Gasterosteidae
Gene: stxbp6l
Product: syntaxin binding protein 6 (amisyn), like
Source: RefSeq, a predicted model, not a curated record